Molecule: messenger RNA, 5591 nt
Organism: Rhododendron vialii
Lineage: Eukaryota; Viridiplantae; Streptophyta; Magnoliopsida; Ericales; Ericaceae
Product: DNA glycosylase/AP lyase ROS1-like
Exons: 20
Coding region: 198-5330 (1710 amino acids)
Biological process (GO): base-excision repair
Molecular function (GO): DNA N-glycosylase activity; 4 iron, 4 sulfur cluster binding; DNA demethylase activity
Source: RefSeq, a predicted model, not a curated record
GGUGUCAUUUGUUGCUCACCAGCUAAAGAUCAAAGUCAUCAGCCCCUGGUCCAUUUUUCCCUACUUUCUCUCUCUAAACAAAAAAACACACCUCACAGUCCUCCACUCCUCCGCCGUUCCGUCGGUUACCCAGAUCUCCGGCAAUGACCCACUUUUCCGAGGAAUUUGGGACUUUGUGAGCCAAUUUUAAGGAAUCAAUGCCUAGAAGAGUUGAUAAAGCAGGAAAGAUUGGACGCUUACCAGUUUCUAGAGAUGCGGAAAUGGAUGUCGGCAGGGAAAGCUCGAUUCCAAAGUUGAAAGAAUUCCAGGUCCAGAGUAGUUGUGUUCCAAUGACACCAAUGCAGCCCAUUGUCCAGAGACCACAGCCAACCGGCACAGAGAGACGAGAAGAUCAGCUAGGCCAAGAAAAUAAGUUGCCACAAGAAACUCAAGCUCAUAGAGUAGCUGCUUAUUGUGAGUCGUUGAAAUCAAUUGACGUAGACCAGGGUUUUGCUAAUUGGGAGGUAAAUUUAUCCCAAAUUUCCAGCAAUGUUCGGUAUAGCUCUCAGUUUUUCAUGGAGGCGAACAAAUUAGAAAGUGGUCCUUUCACAAACCUGAGAACCCUUGAACAUCUUGAGAAGAAUUCUGCAUGUGCAACUCAGAAAGGGACUGUUAAUGCAGCAAGCAGUUCUGUCAUUCCAGUUUCCGACUCCACUUGUGAUGAUAAUCAAUUGGAGGCCACCUCCACAACUUCCUUGGUAGCCAACGAAGAUGAAAAUUCUGCUCCUGCUGGACCCGCCUAUGAUCUCAAUUCGCCACCUAGAAUAACAUGCUCGAGCUGGAAUAGCCCCUCACAGUUUUCACCCAUAACACCUGAUCAGUCCAAUAAAUCAGAAAACAAGGAAGCUCAUGUUAUUGCCAUUUUGAACAUUGACGAAAGAGCAAAUCAGGAAAGGGAGAAGCGAGGGGACAAUAUUGAUACGUCAGAAUUUGAAGUUGAAGAGCUGCCAAAGGAUUUGGCUUGUGCUGUUGUUUCCACACAAUUGCAUGAGAAUCACGACCCUGACAAGGCAAGCAACCUUGCAAUUGACCUGAACACAACCCCGCAACAGAAAGAAAGAAGAAGAAAACAUAGGCCAAAAGUGGUUAUAGAAGGCCAGGCAAAAAGGACUCGAAAGCCUGCGUGCCCCGCAGACACCCCGACGGGUAAGAGGAAAUAUGUCCGGAAAAACAAACUUGACAAAACCCCUAGCACUCCCACUGCAGAGGCAACAAGCAGAACUACUGAUAUGGAGCCUGCGCCACCUGCAGCAAAGCUCUGCAAAAGAAAAUUAAAUUUUGACUCCGAUAGCCAAGUGACGGAAGAAGAAUGCUCUUUGUCUAGGCUGCAGUCAAAAACCAAUGCCGAAUCAGAAUCACAUGCACAAAACUUCUAUACCAGAGUUGAAUCAAAUACAAAUGCGUAUACACGAGUAGGCAUUGCCUAUGAACCCACGUAUCCCAUGACCAAAGUGGUUGAAGAUUGCAUAUCAAACCAAGAAAGAAGAGCACCAAAUCCCCAGACCACUAACAGAACUGACCCGCUUCAUGAACAUUCCAAGGGCCGUGACCAAGAUGCCCCUAUAGAAGGAAAAUGCCAGAUUGUUUUCUCAGAUGAAACACAUGUUGAACGGGAAAGCAUCAUACAAGGGAUAAGUUAUGGGGGAGAACCAGAAAAGGAAUUAGAGAGAGGUAAUCCACGAAUGAGUUAUGAGGUGGAACACAGCCGCACAAAUGUGAUUGGAUGUCGUUACAAUGCUUUGCACGGAUACUGGGCAAUGAUUCCAGCAGAUAUGUAUAACAAUACUGGAAUUCCUGGCAUGUAUUUUGAUGCAAAUUACAAGAAGAAGAGAAUUGAGAAAGGGCAUAGUUCAACCACAUCAAGCACAUUGUCUAAUGUGACUGUUGCAGAAGGAAUACCACAGUCUAUGACCAAUGCCUGUCCUGCUUGUCUUGAGAAUGCUCAAUUUAUUUCAAGUAGUAUCUCAACUAAAACUGCAUCGGUCAUAGGUGCUCAAGGGAAAGAACAAACUUUUGAAUGUCGACUUGCUUUGAACCAGAAAGGAAGGAUAUCAAAGAAGAGAGCAAAGAAUCAUAAUCCGACAGGCAUGUUUGGAUCACUGAUUGAAUUUGUUGAGUGUAGACCCAAGCCAACAUUGCCUGCUGAAGGAGUCCCCAAAAUGGGUGUUAUGCAAGGGUAUGAAGUUUUCAAUCACCCUCCCACAUGCAUGGAUGCACCAAUGAAGAUGAAAAAGGAAACUAAAAGAAAAGCCGGCUCAGAGGCAAUUAAGAGGAAAAUCCCUUCUCCUGAUGAACUUACUGAGCAGUUAAAGCGUCUAGACAUCUCAAAUCAAGAGCAGCGUUCCCUUGCUCCUUGUUAUUUUAGAUAUGAAGACCUAAAUGCCCUAGUUAUUUAUCAAGGACAUGGGAGUGUCGUGCCUUUCGAAGGUUCAUUUAAUCCUGUCCGGAAACGGAAACCGCGACCUAAAGUUGAUGUUGAUGAAGAGACAAAUAGAGUCUGGAAGCUUCUUUUGGAAAAUAUAAACAGUGAAGGUAUCAAUGGGACAGAUGAAGAGAAAGCAAAAUGGUGGGAAGAAGAAAGAAGAGUGUUCAGGGGGCGGGCUGACUCAUUUAUUGCACGCAUGCAUCUCAUCCAAGGAGAUAGACGUUUCUCUCCAUGGAAAGGUUCUGUUUUGGAUUCAGUGAUUGGAGUUUUCCUCACGCAAAACGUCUCAGACCAUCUUUCUAGUUCUGCCUUUAUGUCUCUGGCUGCACAUUUUCCCCUCAAAUCAAAGAGCAAUGAAAGGCCAUGCUCUGUCGAGACAUGUGUAUUGGACAAAGAUAAAGAAGUGUGUAGAAUGGAUCCAGAGGAUACCAUGAAAUGGCAAUGGCGUGAAGAGAAGUCAAACCAGCCUGCCUCCAACAGGAGUUCCGUAACAUCCCAUGAGACGGAUUAUUUUCCAGAAAAAGUAGUUGCCAACAGCAAUGAAUCUCUUGGAAGCAGCAUGGAUGGUGAAAAGUCAGUCGAUAAUUUGGAAUGUAAAACCUCAGACAUUUCUAGAGAUGGUCUACAGAUAUACGAUGAAUCAACAACAGACAGGAAAGUGAUUCAGCUCAUACAAGAUGUAGCAAGUUCCACAGGAGAUAAUAGAGAAGUUGAUGAUGUACUUUCUUCUCAGUAUUCCAGCAGUUCCUCUCCAAAUUCUGUGAACUCUUCAAUGGCUCAAACUGCUGAGAGAAUAGGAUCAUUCUUUCAUGACAACUCAGAAGCAGCAGAUCGAACAUUGAGGCAAAACCCCGAAAUUGUUGCUGGCUCUUCUUUUAUGGAGCUAUUAAGAAGGCAAGAAGAAGGAAUUCACAAUCACAAAACUGGAAAUGUAUCGCCUUGUGAAGCAAAUGGGUACUCCUGUACAGAAAAUUAUAAACGAAAUCAAAUAGUUCAGCAAGUUCAGGAGUUGCCAAACCUUUCAAGAGAGACCUUGGAUGCCACAGAGAGCACCAGCAUAACUAGUAAACCGAAAAACACUGAGCAUAAGGAAGUUGAUCCAUGUGCGGUAGACCGUGGAUAUGUUCCUGAUAUAGCAAUAAGUGGAAAGAGUUCUGAUAGUUCCAGCGUGAAGGGGGUAAGGAUUGGAGAGCAGAAACAGAACACAGAAGACUGGGAUAGCUUAAGAUUGCAGGCACAAGCCGAAGGUAAAAGGAGAGAAAGAACUACCAACACAAUGGACUCGUUGGACUGGGAAGCAGUGCGGUGUGCAGAUGUUAGCGAAAUUGCUUACACCAUUAGAGAAAGAGGAAUGAACAACAGGCUAGCAGAGAGAAUUAAGGAUUUCCUGAACCGGCUAGUCCAAGACCAUGGAAGCAUUGAUCUUGAAUGGCUAAGAGAUGUCCCACCUGACAAAGCGAAAGAGUAUUUGUUAAGCGUAAGAGGGUUGGGUUUGAAAAGCGUGGAGUGUGUCCGGCUUUUGACACUUCAUCAUCUUGCUUUCCCAGUCGACACAAAUGUUGGAAGAAUAGCUGUAAGACUUGGAUGGGUACCCCUUCAGCCACUGCCAGAAUCACUUCAGCUGCAUCUACUAGAACUGUACCCGGUGUUGGAAUCAAUUCAGAGAUAUCUUUGGCCACGACUUUGCAAGCUUAACCAAAGAACAUUGUAUGAGCUACAUUACCAGAUGAUAACUUUUGGAAAGGUUUUCUGUACAAAAAGUAAACCAAAUUGCAAUGCUUGUCCGCUGAGAGGAGAAUGUCGUCACUUUGCAAGUGCAUUUGCCAGUGCAAGGCUUGCCCUCCCUGGGCUAGAAGAGAAAAGUAUAGUGAGUGCAACUGAAAGCAAAGCAGCUAGUCAAAUCCCGGUGGAAGUUACCAAACCAUUGCAGCUACCUCUACCUCAAGCUAAUCGACAAUUGCAAGUACAUUCUCAAAUCAACAACUGUGAGCCUAUUGUUGAAAUGCCAGCAUCACCAGAACCUACCAUUGAAGUCCCUGCAACACCGGAGACGGAAGUACUAGAAAGAGACAUCGAGGAUGCAUUCUAUGAAGACCCUGAGGAAAUUCCUAUGAUCAAACUCAAUAUUGAAGAGUUCACUCAAAAUUUGCAACACUACAUGCAACAGAACCUGGAACUUUGUGAGGGAGACAUCUCAAAGGCUUUAGUAGCUCUAACUCCAGAAGCUGCUUCAAUUCCGGUGCCUAAACUUAAGUAUAUCAACCGUCUAAGAACAGAACACCAAGUCUACGAGCUUCCAGAUUCGCAUCCUCUACUUGAAGGGUUGGACAAUCGAGAACCAGAUGACCCAUGCUCAUACCUUCUUGCUAUAUGGACACCUGGUGAAACUGCAAACUCAAUUGAACCACCAGAAAAGAGUUGUGGCUCUCAAGAAUUUGGUAAGCUAUGUGAUGAGAAUACAUGUUUUUCAUGCAAUAGCACCCGUGAAGCGAACUCUCAAAUUGUUCGAGGGACCAUUCUGAUACCAUGCCGAACAGCUAUGAGAGGAAGUUUUCCACUGAACGGCACAUACUUUCAAGUUAAUGAGGUGUUUGCUGACCAUGAAUCUAGCAUUAACCCAAUUGACGUUCCGAGGGCUUGGAUAUGGAAUUUACCGAGACGCACAGUGUUCUUUGGAACCUCUAUUCCAACAAUAUUUAGAGGUCUGUCAACGGAAAGCAUUCAAUACUGUUUUUGGAGAGGGUUUGUUUGCGUAAGGGGAUUUGAGCGGAAGACACGAGCUCCCCGUCCUCUCUUGGCAAGAUUACACUUUCCUGCUAGCAAAUUAAAAGGGACUAAAGGUGACACUAAUGUCAAGCAGGGAUGAUGAACUCGUUCUGGUUGGCACCAGGUCCAAACUGUCCAAACAAGAACAUGGAAAGCUGCUCAAACCAACAUUUAGUGGCAUGGCACUCAACAAGAAUGGCUUGAUGUAACAGGGCAAAGGAUAAUUGGCUAACUUCGUACUUGUAUUACUGAUGAAUGGGCAUCCAGUCUCUGUGAAUAAUAUAAUUAUAGUUAUCUAGUCCAUGCUCAGAGCUGGGAAAUUUUUUAAAUUAUCAUCAAAACAACACCAGGAAAUUCUGCA